Molecule: messenger RNA, 864 nt
Organism: Salvia miltiorrhiza (redroot sage)
Lineage: Eukaryota; Viridiplantae; Streptophyta; Magnoliopsida; Lamiales; Lamiaceae
Product: cyclic phosphodiesterase-like
Exons: 3
Coding region: 113-682 (189 amino acids)
Biological process (GO): cyclic nucleotide metabolic process
Molecular function (GO): 2',3'-cyclic-nucleotide 3'-phosphodiesterase activity
Source: RefSeq, a predicted model, not a curated record
GCCCAAAAAUAAUCGAAUUUCGAGAUCAUGGAAAGUCAAUACCUCUCGACUCUCGACUCUCGAGUGCACAUCUCCACCUCAAUAGAUACCGUUGCCAUUUCCUCAAAUCUUCAUGGCUACCACCACCACCGCCGACGGCGGAGAAGUCAAGAGAGAUACUUAUUCGGUGUGGGCGUUUCCGCCGGAGGAAUUGAAGCCGCGCCUGAAGAAAUUGAUGGACGGUCUCAGAUCGGAGUUCGGCGGGCCGGAGUUCGAGCCGCACGUCACGGUGGUCGGAGCUAUUAAAUUGACGGAGAAAGAGGCGCGUGAUAUGUUUCACAAGGCGUGCGAGGGCCUCAAACCGUAUGCUGCUACGGUGGAGAAAGUCGCAACCGGCACUUUCUUUUAUCAGUGCGUUUUUCUCCUGCUUCAUCCCACACCUGAGGUGGUGGAGGCUAGUGCUCAUUCCUGUGCACAUUUUGGUUUGAAGAGCUCAUCUCCUUAUAUGCCGCACUUGAGCCUCCUCUACGGUGAAUUGACAGAUGCAGAGAAGAAAGCCGCGCAAGAGAAAGCUUAUGCUUUGGAUGAAAGCAUCGGCAGUCUAAAUUUCCAGAUAUCGCGUCUAGCAUUGUAUAAAACAGAAACUGAAGAUAGGACCUGCAAAUCUUGGGAGAAGGUGGAUGAGUUCCAACUCAAACCUUAAUCACUAGGUACAUCACAUUUAGCUGAGGUUAAUGUCUGAUGGCUCCAUGAAUAACAUGAAAGUUGCUGUGUACUAUGUCAAAAACAAAUGGAACUGACUGUUGCUCUUUGCUUGUUGGUUUCGGUCUCUACUUUUUCUGUGUAAAUCAUGAAUAAGAUGGCAUUUUCUUAUUGGAUCAUAAA